Messenger RNA from Etheostoma spectabile (orangethroat darter), 7351 nucleotides. It is a transcript of the gene zanl, whose product is annotated as zonadhesin, like. The transcript has 46 exons. Gene Ontology annotation, molecular function: protein binding. The record is from RefSeq and is a predicted model, not a curated record. Lineage: Eukaryota; Metazoa; Chordata; Actinopteri; Perciformes; Percidae. Gene Ontology annotation, cellular component: extracellular matrix; membrane. The coding region runs from base 25 to 6816 and encodes 2263 amino acids.
UCUUCUGCUAACUAGCAGUUAGCCAUGGAUACACUAAAGUUUCAGAUUCUGCUCUUAUGGAUGUGUGGAGGACAGGCACAGCACAGCCUGCAGAAAACAUACAGAGAUGCAGCAGAGCUGAGCUCCUGCGACUUUAACAACAACACCGAACCAUUCUGCAAGUUCCUUCAGGAUGGCACAGACAACGGUGACUGGACCCGACAGAGAGGUCCCACCCCAACACCUGGCACUGGCCCCAGUGGAGACUACCCUGAUGGAAAGGGCUUCUAUAUCUACCAUGAGUGUGACAAUGUGCCUGAUCUGAAUAAAGUUCGUCUGCUGAGCCCUGCCCUCUCAUCAUCGGCCUCUCAGAUCUGCGUCCAGUUUCGAUACUACAUGUAUGGCUCGGACAGCGCAAAUGUGUUUAGGGUUCUGGCUAGGAGCCUCAGCAGUGAGGAGGAGGUCUGGAAAAGGACAGGUAUCCAGAGUCCAUCCUGGCUAAAGGGCUCUGUCACCGUGUCCAAACCCAGCAGUGAGAGCGUUACCAUUGUGUUUGAGGCUCAGAGAGGCUUCACUAGUUCCUGUGACACCGCUCUGGACAACAUCAUCAUCACUGAAGGAGCAUGUCCCUCUUGUGUUUCUGGCUGCGAUUUUGACACGGGCGACCUAUGUGGGUGGACGAGUCAUACUGAGGAUCCUGCCUUUUUUGGCUUUGAGCUGUGGACCGGAAAUACGGACACUGAAGGGACUGGCCCGGAUGAUGACUUCUCCAAACCUGGAUUGGGCUCCUACAUGUUGAUGGAUUCUAUUGAGGCUGUCCCUGGAGUAAAGUCACAGCUCAGAAGUCCUGUAAUAACCCCCACGUCUGGAUGUCUGGACCUCUCCUUCCACUACUACCUGUACGGCACCAGCACCACUAUGGAGCUCAGCGUUCACACCAUCACUCCAGGUGGAAGCCUUGGACCUGCUCUCUUCACUGUGAGGGGGAACCAGGGUCCGGGCUGGAAGCCUGCAGAGGCCCAGUACUUGGGAACUGCUGCCAUUCAGUUUGUGAUUGUGGGCACCUUUGGAGAAACUCCUGAGACAGAUAUUGCUGUUGAUGCUGUGUGUGUCACUGCUUGCAAAGCUCAGCCAACAACUCCUCUUCCACCAAUAACAACUCCAACAACACCAAAACCAACAACUCCAGGACCAUCAACUCCUGGGCCAUCCACUCCUAAACCAUCAACUCCUGGGCCAUCUACGCCUAAACCAUCAACUCCUGGGCCAACAACACCUAAACCAUCAACUCCAGGGCCAUCCACGCCUAAACCAUCAACUCCAGGGCCAUCCACGCCUAAACCAUCAACUCCUGGCCCAACCACGCCUAAACCAUCAACUCCUGGGCCAUCCACGCCAAAACAUCAACCUGGGCGCACAACACCUAAACCAUCAACUCCAGGGCCAUCCACACCUAAACCAUCAAAACCUUGCCCUCCUGAUGCAGAUUACAUAGAAUGUGGCCCAGCUUGUAUCCCCACCUGUAUGGAACCCUCCACCAACUGUUCUGGCUCCUGUAUCAGUGGCUGUUUCUGCAAACCAGGGUUUGUCUUCAAAGGAAAGCGCUGUGUGCCACUGGAGAAAUGUGGCUGUCUGGACGACCAGAAUAACUACUAUGAGCCUGGCGAGAUCAUAUUUGGAGAUGGCUGCUCAAAGCUGUGUCGUUGUGCAGGGAAUUAUACUUUGGAAUGUGUUGAUAACUCCUGUGACCCUACUGAAGAGUGCCGCAAUGUCAAUGGUGUUUCAGGCUGCUAUCCUAAAGGUACAUCCACAUGCGUAGCGACUGGUGAUCCUCACUAUACCACCUUUGACAAACUCAACUACAACUUCAUGGGCAACUGCAGCUAUUUGAUGUCUGGACCCUGCAAUACAACGACUCUGCCAUUCUUCGAGGUCCAUGCCGACAAUGAACAUCGCUUUAACACGCCCACCAUCUCCUAUCUGAAGGCCGUACAUGUGUAUGUGCGCAUGUUGAAGAUCUCCAUCCUCAAAGGUGGCACUGUGCAGUUGAAUGGGACCAAUGUAAACCUGCCAGUGUCUCCGGCCCCUGGUGUGUCUGUGUUCAUGUCAGGAAAGUUCUACACUGUAUCCAUGGACUUUGGAGUGACUGUUCGUUACGAUGGAAACCACUACAUGGACAUCAAAGUGAUCAAAGACUAUGAGAACCAGCUGUGUGGCCUGUGUGGAGAUUAUGAUGGAGAUGCCAAAGAUGACUUCCGUAAACCAGAUGGAUCGUUGACCAACAAUGCCAAUGACUUUGGACACAGCUGGAACACCGAUUCAGAGUGUAAUAAGAAACCCAACACCACCAUUCCUGAGUGUGAUGGAGAGCAAGAACUGUAUGAGAGCUCUGGAUACUGUGGCAUCCUGCUGGACAAAAAGGGUCCCUUCGCUGUGUGCCACUCCAAAGUCAACCCAAAUCAUUACUUCAAGGACUGUGUCUUUGACCUGUGUGAGCUGGAUGGAGCCAAGCCCGUUCUGUGUGAAGCCAUAGAAGCCUACGUCAACGACUGCCAGGACCGCGGGGUGAACAUUGGACCCUGGAGGAAUAACACUUUCUGCCCUCUGGACUGUGGUCCAAACAGCCACUAUGAGCCCUGUGCAGACCCCUGUCAGGAGACGUGUACUGGGAAACCUUCCUCCUGUGGUGGGCCUUGCUCUGAAAGCUGUGUGUGUGAUCCUGGCUACGUCCUGAGUGCCGGCAAGUGCAUCAGGAAGAGUUCUUGUGGCUGCAACUACAACGGCCAGUAUUAUGAGUCUGGAGACGAGUUUUAUCAGGCGGACUGUAUGUUGAAGUGUAAGUGUGAUGCACCCUUCGUUACCUGUGUGGCCUCUGAAUGCCCCCCAAUGCAAGAGUGUAAACAUCAGAAUGGAGAGCUGGGCUGCUAUCCCACCAGCUCUCAGGACUGUGUGGUGUCUGGAGAUCCUCACUACAAUACAUUUGACAAAAAGUUCUUCAGCUUUAUGGGAACAUGUACCUACACUCUGGCCAGGAGCUGCAAGAACCGCACAGGUCCCUGGUUCUCGGUGGAGGGGAAGAAUGAGGAGAGAGGAAUGCCAGGCUUGUCCUACCUGAGAAAACUCUACGUGACUGUGAACGGGAUCACUGUGACCCUGAUGAAGGCCAGGAAGACGCUGGUGAACGGACUGCGAGUGGCCCUCCCUAACUCCCCCUCCCCUCUCAUCUCUCUCAGUCUGGCCGGCCAGUACAUCACCCUGCAGACGCCCUUCGGCCUCCGGGUGCGCUGGGACGGGAACCAUUACGCCCAGAUCUCAGUUUCCAGCUCCUACUACAACCAGACGUGCGGCCUCUGCGGCGACUACGACGGAAACCCGAAUAACGACUUCACCAAACCAGAUGGCACUCUGGUAGGCAACGUCAACGACUUUGGCAACAGCUGGCAGACAAAAGAAGACGAGGAUGACUCGUGUAGCCAAGGCACCAGGCCCGACCCAGACUGUGACCCCAAGCUGGAGGCCGAGGUGGUGAAGCCAGACAAAUGUGGCAAACUCAAAGACCCUGCUGGACCCUUCAGGGAGUGUAUCGGUGUGGUGAAUCCCACUCCGUUCUUCCAGAGCUGUGUGUAUGACAUGUGCCAGUUCCAAGGCCAGCAGCAUGUGCUGUGUGACCAGCUCCAGGCCUACACCGAUGCCUGCCAGAGCGCUGGAGCCAAAGUCUACCCCUGGAGGACUCCAAGCUUCUGUCCCCUGGCCUGUCCUCCCAACAGCUCCUACUCCCUGUGUGUGAGUUCAUGUCCAGAGACGUGUCUGGGUGUGUCUGGACCCCCUGGCUGUGAGAACGUGUGUGUGGAGGGUUGCGAGUGUAAUCCGGGCUUCAUCCUCAGCAACGACAAGUGUGUGUCCCUGAAAGACUGCGGCUGCGUAGACCCCAGUGGAUCCUAUCACCCUGUGGAUGAUAACUGGUACCUGGAGGGUUGUGAGCAGAAGUGUGUGUGUCAAAGCGGUGGUUUGAUCCAGUGUCACAACAGCAGCUGUAAGCCAACCACUGAGAGCUGCCAGCUAAACGACGGAGAAUAUGACUGUCGUCCUCUGGGAAAUGGUAUCUGCUCAGUAUCCGGCGAUCCCCACUACACCACCUUUGACAAACACACCCACCAUUAUAUGGGAGCGUGCUCCUACACCCUGUCCAAACCCUGCAACGCCUCCUCCGGCAUGCCCUACUUCACCGUGGACACCCAGAACGAGCACAGAGGGAGCAAUAAGAAGAUUUCCUAUGUGAGGGCCGUGGUGAUCAAUGUGAGCGGUGUGACGGUCAUCCUGGGCAAGGGUCGCACAGUCCAGGUCAAUGGGACGGUGGUUGUUCCCCCCGUCACCUCCAUUGAUGGAGUAAAGAUCUACCUGAGCGGCACGUUUGUUGUCCUGGAGACAUCCUUUGGCCUAAGGGUGCGUUUUGAUGGCAACCACCACGCUGACGUCACCGUGCCGACCUCCUACAAUGGCCUGCUCUGUGGCAUGUGUGGAAAUUUUAAUGGAAACUCCAAAGAUGACAACUUGAAACCAGACAAUAAACCAGCCGCUAACACCAACGAACUGGGAGACAGCUGGCAGGUUCCUGACCCCCGGCCCGACUGCACCAACGGGGGAGGGGUGGACGACUGUGACAAAACGGUGGAGGAGGAGGCCAAGAAGCCCACCAGCUGCGGCAUGAUCACUGAUCCCAAUGGUAUCUUUAAGCCGUGCCACACGGUCGUGCCUCCCGAGCCGUACUUUGGAAACUGUGUGUACGACAUGUGUGCCACCGGCGGUCAGACCGUGGCUUUGUGCCAGGCCGUACAGAGCUACGCCGACAUGUGUGCUGCUGCUGGAGUCCCCAUCGCAUGGAGAAACAACACCUUCUGUCCCAUGCCCUGCCCACCCAAAAGCCACUACUCUGACUGCACCGCCCCCUGCCCCCCCACCUGCUCCGACCUCUUCCCCAUCUUCUGCCACCUCCCCCCGACCACCUGUGUGGAGGGCUGCCAGUGUGAUGCCGGCUUCGUCCUCAGUGACAACGUGUGCGUUCCUCUGGACAAAUGUGGCUGUGUGGACUUAGAUGGAGAGUACCAUGAUGUGGGAGACUCGUGGUUGACAACUAGAUGUACUGACAGGUGUACCUGUAACCUUGGCGGCAAAAUCCUGUGUGAGAAACACACCUGUAACUCCAACUCAGUGUGUGACCUGGACAAGAAUGGAGACCUGACCUGCAAACCCACCAAGUUUGACAAGUGCAGCAUCCAAGGGGAUCCUCACCACCGGACAUUUGAUGGGUUCACCCAUCACUUCCAGGGCGCCUACACCUACGUCCUGACCCAGGGUCACAACCUGCAGAACUCCCUCUCGCCCCUGGUGGUGAGGGGGAAGAACAUCAGGCGCGGGGGAAACAAGAAAAUCUCCUUUCUGGAUCAGAUGUACAUCGACGUUUACGGUUUCAACGUUCGCUUCUUACAGAAGAAGCAAGUCCUGGUGAAUGGGGAGCGUGUGUCCCCCCCUCUCAGUCCAGUUGCCGGUUUGACCAUCACGAUGAACUCCAGGCAGGUCCAGCUCACCACUGACUUUGGACUCACGGUUCGCUUUGACGGCAACUACCGCGGAGAAAUCAUACUGCCCAGCACCUAUAAGAACUCUGUCAGAGGGCUGUGCGGAAACUAUGACGGCGUCACCAGAAACGAGUACAUGAAGCCGGACGGAACGAUGGUCCGGGACCUGAACACGUUCGGAGAAAGCUGGAGGGUCAGUGAUCGGCAGGCGGGCGGACUGAGAACCUCCGACCUUCCUCACACAGUCCACAGGCGCGAGGCGGAGACUGAUCUGGAUUCAGGAUUUGAGACAUCGGACUGCUCCCAGUUUCAGCUCAAUAAUUACCUCAGUGUGACUCAGUGUGGAGCGCUGUCUUACUCCGAGGGGCCGUUUGCUGCCUGCCACGCAGACCUGGAACCUCAAACCUACCAGGAUGACUGUGUGUUUGACCUGUGUGCUGAGGAGGGCAGUGAAGUGCUGCGUUGUGCCAGUUAUGAAGCGUACGCUGCAGCAUGUCAGGAGGCCGGACUCAGACUGGGCCCCUGGAGGCAGCAGCUGGGCUGUGUCCUGUCCUGUAACGCCAACAGCACCUACUCCUCCUGCAUGUCCCCCUGCCCCGCCUCCUGCGCGGACCUGGCAGCACCCUCCGAGUGUGACAUCACUUCCUGCAUGGAGGGCUGCCAGUGUGCCGCCGGCUUCGUCAUGAGCGAGGGAAGCUGUGUGCCGUACACGCAGUGUGGCUGCAACUUCCUCAACAGAUACUACACUCUGAAUGAGAAGUUUGUGACCGAUGACUGUUCCCAGGCCUGUGAGUGCACCAGCCUGGGCUCUGUGUGCCAGCCCAAGUCCUGCCAGAGUGGAGACGUCUGCACCAUCUAUAACUUUAAACGGGACUGCUACAGAGCGAGUCCCUGCCUCAGCUACCCCUGUCAGAACGGAGGAACAUGUCAGGAGGCCAGCAACAGCACAUACACCUGUCAGUGUGCAGAGGGCUUCGAGGGCUCAAACUGCGAGGUGGCAAUAACGCCAAGCAAAGGACUGGACCCCAAGUGGAUCAUCGUGAUUGCUGUCCUGGCUGCUGUCGCCGUCGUCGCCAUCGUGACCGCCAUCGUGUGCGUUUGCAGACAGAAAUCCAAGUCACAAGUUUAUGUAAUUGAGAAGCAGCAGUCAUCUCACAGUGGGAAAAACAUGCUCAAGGGGAAGAAGAUCAGCCUGACAUCAACAAGCAUCCCGUAUAGAAACAUAGAUGACCAAAGGAAUGAUAAAGUGACUCCUAUGUGAGGACAAAGUAUGUAACCUGAAUGUAACAAACGCCUGCUGUAGGAGGACAACAUUAACAAUAUGUUGCUAAGAAUAUUCAGCCGGCCUCCAAAGAAUAAAACUCAGAGAUGAAGGAAGUCUUGUGAGAGUUGUGAAUAUUAUAGAUAUUGUUCAUAGGCCAAUGUUUCGCUUCCUUAACUUAUGCUUUUGAAGAUGUAAUUUUAGUCAGAUGUGUGCGUUUAAUUAACAGAAGUGGAAAUCGCUCUGUGUGCCUUUUUAAGCGUCUAUGUAUUUUUGGAAUGAAAUGCGUGCAAAAAAAGUGUUUGUUAAAACGUUAAACAGUGUUUUGAAUUAUUACAGAUUACAGAGAUUUUUACCAUUCCCAUACACCUAUGUAUCAAUCUAUUUAUUUAGUUUAGAUUAAUCACAUACAUUUUCAUCUUUAAUUUGCAUCCAUCAAAUAUUUUGGAUCACAGAAAAUGUCGCAGAACAUCUCCAUCUCGCCUUUCAUCCAAUACUCUGAAGUGCAGUAAAAAUAAAUUCUCAUUCCACCAUU